AUGAAUGCCGAGCACCGGAAGACGAUGGAGGACACGAUUCGCGUCGUGGACGGAUUCUUGCAACAUCCCAAGAACGGCUAUUUCGCAAUUCAUGACGGGCAUGGAGGGCGAUCCGUGUCAACAUGCCUACAGCGUAAUUUGCACGAGAUCAUUGCCAAUGAGAUGCAACAGGCAGAUGAUGACGCUACACUGGAGCAGCAGAUUGAGCGGGGCUUCUUUAUCUCAGACAUGGAGUGCUGCCAGGCGUUUUCUGGGUCGGUUGGAGCGACGGCAGUGACUGCAAUAUUGCUGGAAAAACACGGUGCUAGAACACUCUACGUCGCUAAUGUUGGUGACAGCCGUGCCGUGAUUAGCUGCAAUGGAAAAGCAGUUAGACUUUCGAAGGACCACAAGGCCAGUGAUCCCAUCGAGAAUGAGCGUAUUAUCCAACUAGGUGGCUUCGUCAUUCAAGAUCGUGUGUGUGGCACACUUGCAGUUUCCCGGAGCUUUGGGGACAGGGAUCUGAAGCAAUUCGUCGUCGCGAAGCCUCACAUUAGUGCGACACGGCUGACGCCAGCGAAAGACUAUCCGUUCUUCGUACUGGGAUGCGACGGCAUCUGGGAUGUUCUAAGUGAUCAAGAGGUUGUGGACAUGGUGGGAUCCAUACCUAUCGCGGAGCAGUCUCGUGCAGCACAAGUUCUUGUCCAGCAGGCGUUGGCAAGAGGAAGCGGCGACAACGUCACAGCAAUCGUGGUGUUUCUUUGA
Phytophthora infestans T30-4 is the source of this 744-nucleotide messenger RNA. RefSeq names its product protein phosphatase 2C, putative. The transcript has 8 exons. NCBI's taxonomy places the organism in Eukaryota, Oomycota, Peronosporomycetes, Peronosporales, Peronosporaceae. The coding region runs from base 1 to 744 and encodes 247 amino acids. Gene Ontology annotation, biological process: protein dephosphorylation. The record is from RefSeq and is a predicted model, not a curated record. Gene Ontology annotation, molecular function: protein serine/threonine phosphatase activity.